GCCGUUUUGUUUUUAGCUGGACAUUUACUUGGUUCGGCGGCCCUCUCUCUCUUCAUCCAGUUAGCAGUGGCACCGGAUGGCAGUCGCCAGCGGCAGCUUCCGCUUCUCCCUCUGCCCGUUACCCUCCUCUUCGAGCCAUAGUAAAUCCACUCGUUGGAACUUGGGAAAGAGGGGGCCGCCAUCUUCCUCGCUCUUCCUCCGGAGCUGCUCCUCCGCCCCUGAUGACCCCAAGAAGAUCUCGGAGCAGUCGUCCUGGGAGUCCAAGGAUUCGGAGGGAAAAGACUACCUCUACCGCCUCGGCCAGGAGGCCGACAACGUGAACAUCUCCGUCGGAGCUCGUCAGGGCGUCAUCGACGAUCUCUUCGUUGGCAACUUCCUCGGAAAAGACUCGGAUAUUGUCUUUGAUUACCGGCAGAAAGCGACGAGGUCGUUUGAGUAUCUGCAAGGCGAUUAUUACAUAGCUCCGGCCUUCUUGGACAAAGUUGCUUGUCACAUUGUGAAGAAUUACCUUGCCCAUCACAUCAAUGCUAAGGUUCCCCUAAUACUAGGUAUUUGGGGAGGAAAAGGUCAAGGAAAAACAUUUCAAACUGAACUUAUUUUUCGUGCAAUGGGAAUGGAGCCUAUCAUUAUGUCUGCUGGGGAGCUGGAAUCAGAGCGGGCAGGAGAACCAGGCAAGCUAAUACGUGAGCGCUACAGAACAGCUUCUCAAGUGAUCCAAAACCAAGGUAAAAUGAGCUGUUUGAUGAUUAAUGAUAUUGAUGCUGGGCUGGGAAGAUUUGGAAACACACAAAUGACAGUCAACAACCAAAUAGUUGUUGGAACUCUGAUGAACUUAUCAGAUAAUCCCACCAGAGUGAGCAUUGGGCAGAAAUGGAGAGAAUCAGAUGUUACUCAUAGAGUUCCUAUUAUUGUAACUGGCAAUGAUUUUUCUACACUUUAUGCUCCUCUUAUUCGAGAUGGGCGAAUGGAGAAGUUUUACUGGCAGCCUGACCGUGAAGAUAAAAUUAACAUUGUUCACCAGAUGUAUGCUAAGGAUGGAAUAUCUCAAGAAGAAGUUAUAAGAGUAGUGGACACAUUUCCAAAUCAAGCACUAGAUUUUUAUGGAGCACUAAGGUCGAGAACUUAUGAUCAGGCAAUCUCCAAGUGGGUAAGUGAGAUUGGUGGACAUGAAAAACUUGGUGACAAGCUUCUUAAAGAAAAGAAUAAAGCAAAGCUUCCUACUUUUGUUCCCCCCAAGCAAUCGGUGGAGGCCUUGCUAGAGUCAGGACACUCUCUAGUCAACGAGCAGGUUUUGAUUACGAAUUCCAGACUUUCGAAAGAAUAUAUGAAGAACAUAGAUGACUAGCUAGCUCAGUUCUGCAAAGUCUGACACUACAAAUUUGUUGAUGCUAUAAUUUGGGUUUUUUGAUAUGCGAUGGAGGCAAGGAACUAGUGUCAGAAGUGACAAUCCAUACCUGUGGCAAAGUUUCAAGAUCAUUCUUCCUUUGUUGACUACAUUUCUAUGAAUAUCUGUCGAUAUAAUAUCUUUGAGAACAAUAAAAUGUUAGAUAAUUGUAAUUAUCAUGUAACACAAAGUUUAUAGUAUAACUUUAAUAAUAAUACUAGAUUAAGUAUCACUUUGCAA
This is a messenger RNA of Zingiber officinale, 1624 nucleotides long. RefSeq names its product ribulose bisphosphate carboxylase/oxygenase activase 1, chloroplastic-like. The record is from RefSeq and is a predicted model, not a curated record. Gene Ontology annotation, molecular function: ATP hydrolysis activity; ATP binding. The transcript is spliced from 13 exons. Bases 77 to 1345 code for a protein of 422 amino acids. Lineage: Eukaryota; Viridiplantae; Streptophyta; Magnoliopsida; Zingiberales; Zingiberaceae.